Molecule: messenger RNA, 1660 nt
Organism: Panicum hallii
Lineage: Eukaryota; Viridiplantae; Streptophyta; Magnoliopsida; Poales; Poaceae
Exons: 1
Coding region: 32-1363 (443 amino acids)
Molecular function (GO): protein binding
Source: RefSeq, a predicted model, not a curated record
GGCUGCGGAGUGGGGAGAACUGAGAAGCGAGAUGGAAGAAGGGUUUUCCCCCAAUAUGCUCGGGAAAAUUCGGCCCAGCUCAACUAGAGGAAGCCCAAGCCCAGAAACCAGCCCAUUUCCGAUCUCACCGCGACUCGCACGGGCAGCAGCCGGCGAAAUGGAAUCCGGCGAGGGCGGCGGCUGCCGUCUCCCGGAGGAGCUGUUGGUGGAGAUCCUCCGCCGCCUCCCGUACAGGUCGCUCUGCCGCACCAGGUGCGUCUCCAGGUCCUGGCGCGACCUCUCCCACCACCCCGAACACCGCAUUAGGCUACCCCAGGACCUCGCCGGCCUCCUCUACACCAACCACGCCCCUAGCCCCCUCCACGGCGACUUCGCCGUCCCGUUCGCUCCGGCCGGCUCUUCCCCGUUCCCCGGCCUUGGGUUCCUGCCGUGCGGCGCGCGCGCCCUGCCCCUCGACUGCUGCAACGGCCUCCUUCUCUGCCGCGGCGGCGGCAGCGGCGGGUGUCACUACGUCUGCAACCCGGCUACUGGCAAAUUUACGACUCUCCCGGAACCCGCGUCUGGAUUCCAGGCGCUUGCCCUGGCUGGCUUCGAGCCCCACGGCGCCUCGCCUCGAUUCCAUGUUCUAAACUUUGCAAGAACCGUGCCUGUGCAAAGGGUCUUCUUUGAUGACGAUUUCGAAGAAUCCAACGACGACACUCUCUCAGAUGAUGGCGAUGCCUACGGUGGCCGCGAAUUGUUUGAUUCAUGUGAGGAGAGCAGCAAGUAUUGUGUCCAAGGACUUGAGGUAUUCUCGUCGGAGACCGGCAAGUGGGUGGAGAGCCACGUUUGUCGUGAGUCCCGUGUCAGGUUGGUUGAAGGAAUGGGCAGUGUGUUCAUCGAUGGCUUUGUUAAUUUGCUCACUCAUGAGAGGAAGGUUCUUGCCGUCGAUCCAGCAGGCCAGGCAUGCCGUCUGAUUUCCUUGCCGGUAUCCAGUUGGUUUGGGUUGGUCGGGUGCCUCGGACAGUCUCAGGGAUUCCUGCAAUAUGCUGCACAAGAAGACUGCUCCUGCACCAUGAUGCAGAUUUGGACUCUGAAAGAUUUCGAGAAAGGAGUGUGGAUGCUGAAGCACCGUUUCGAGAUUGAAGUGGCUCCGCAGACAAAGAUACUAUUUGAUUAUGCUGGUAACACCUUAUGCUCCGAAAUUUUCUACGUAGUUGUGUUUCAUCCCGAGAGGGAUCUGGUUUUCCUCCCUGUGGAAGGAUACAAGUUGCUCUCCUAUAAUUUGAUCAACACUGAAGUAAAAGAGAUAUGCAAGUUGGAACCGGAAACAAGACCUAGGUUCCUACUUUAUGUGCCGUCGUAUGCAGACUUUGUGAAGUGAUGAUUCUGAUACUUCAUUGCCACAGGCAUUAAACUGCAUCUCUGGGGAUCAUAUGUACCUGUACUUUUUAGUCUGUAUAACAUCCAUCGUUAAUCUGAAUGCAUGUUUGAUCUGUUCAAUUCCAUUCACAUGUCCUGCUUAUUAUCAUUGUUACUCUAUCAAUUGCAGCACUUAAUUGAUUUUUCUAAUUUGGAAGAGAAGUGAACAAAUGUUAUGGAUUUUCUCCCUGGUGCCCAUUCAAAAUAUCAUUUUCCUCUUCUACCAGUCAGCAAGUGGAAUUCAUCACUCAAGUCACCA